Molecule: messenger RNA, 584 nt
Organism: Nilaparvata lugens (brown planthopper)
Lineage: Eukaryota; Metazoa; Arthropoda; Insecta; Hemiptera; Delphacidae
Product: N-alpha-acetyltransferase 15, NatA auxiliary subunit-like
Exons: 4
Biological process (GO): N-terminal peptidyl-methionine acetylation
Cellular component (GO): cytoplasm; NatA complex
Molecular function (GO): protein binding; protein-N-terminal amino-acid acetyltransferase activity
Source: RefSeq, a predicted model, not a curated record
GUAGAAAUUAAUUUUUACUUUUUGAGCUGACAAUAUCAGUCAUGCCGUCUAGUAAUCCUUUACCUCCAAAAGAAAAUUCAUUGUUCAAACGGAUUCUGAAAUGCUACGAACAAAAGCAAUACAAAAAUGGGUUGAAAUUUGCAAAGCAAAUUUUGACAAAUCCAAAAUACGCCGAUCAUGGAGAAACCCUGGCGAUGAAAGGUCUUACCCUGAACUGCCUGGGUCGCAAGGACGAGGCCUACGAAUACGUGCGCCGUGGCCUGCGCAACGACCUUCGCUCGCACGUGUGCUGGCACGUGUACGGCCUGCUGCAGCGGUCUGACAAGAAGUACGACGAGGCCAUCAAGUGCUACCGCAACGCGCUCAAGUGGGAGAAGGACAACAUUCAGAUUCUCAGAGAUCUCUCCUUGCUGCAGAUACAGAUGCGCGAUCUGGAGGGCUAUAGGGACACACGCUACCAACUGUUCAUGCUGAGACCGACACAACGAGCUUCAUGGAUCGGUUUCGCUAUGGCCUACCAUCUCCUCAAAGACUAUGAAAUGGCUCUCAAAAUAUUGGAUUCGUUUAGAAAAACCCUAGUUUGU